AUGGCAGCGGAUAUGGAACAGGCCUCGGAAAAGAUCGAGCCUUCUGCCCCAACAAAAAUCCCCUACUGGCGCUUGGUCUCGGAUCAGGGUGUCGUCACCCAAGAGAUUAUCGACCAUACCUACCCCGGCUCAGGAACGGAUGAGGAUCCUUUCGUAGUAACAUGGAUUCCCGAUGACCCUCGCAAUCCCAUGAAUUGGAGUGAGGCCAAGAAGUGGACGUUUACCCUGUUGGUUGCCAUCGCAACCUUGGCCGUUGCAUUGGUAUCAUCUGCCUACACCGGUGGUCUUCGAGAGAUCAUGGUGGAGUUCAAAAUCGGACAGGAAGUCGCCACUUUGGGUGUCUCGCUGUUUGUGCUCGGUUUCGCGAUUGGACCGUUGCUCUGGGCUCCACUGAGUGAGCUGUUUGGUCGCCAAAUUCUGUUCAUCACUACAUACGCUGCCCUCACAGCUUUCAAUGCUGGUGUUGCUGGCUCUCAAAAUGCCUGGACCCUAAUCAUCCUUCGAUUCUUUGCCGGUUCCUUCGGUUCCUCGCCUUUGACCAACGCUGGUGGUGUGAUUGCCGAUAUGUUCUCUGCGAAGCAACGAGGUAUCGCCACGAGUCUGUUUGCUGCCGCACCUUUCCUCGGCCCUAUUCUGGGCCCCAUCACUGGUGGAUUCAUCGGCAUGAGUGCUGGCGGCUGGCGAUGGGUCAUGGGUUACCUUGCUGCUUUCUCUGGAGCAGUUUGGAUCAUAGGCUCUCUGCUGAUUCCCGAGACCUAUGCGCCUGUGCUUCUCCGCCGCCGUGCGGAGAGAUUGUCGAAGUUGACGGGCAAGGUCUAUCGCAGUAAGAUUGAGGUCGACCAAGGCAAGGUCACCCUUAAGGAGUCGUUCAAGCUGUCUCUCUCUCGCCCUUGGAUCCUCCUAUUCCGCGAGCCUAUCGUCUUUUUGCUGUCUCUUUACAUGGCUAUCAUCUACGGUACCUUGUAUAUGAUGUUCGCUGCCUUCCCUAUUGUCUAUCAGCAGUCGCGUGGCUGGAACCAGGGUAUAGGCGGCCUCGCUUUCCUCGGUAUUAUGAUUGGCAUGAUAAUAGCUGUUGCCUAUUCUAUCUGGGAUAACAAGCGCUAUGUUAAGGUAUCCGAAAAACACCAGGGCUUCGCACCCCCGGAGGCACGUCUUCCACCAUGUCUCAUCGCAUCCGUUGCGGUCCCAAUUGGCCUGUUUUGGUUCGCAUGGACCAACUAUCCCUCCAUCCACUUCAUGGUCAGCAUCGCAGCCGGCGUUCCCUUCGGCUUUGGAAUGGUCCUCGUUUUCCUCAGCAUCCUGAACUAUCUUAUUGACGCCUACACCAUUUUCGCCGCCUCCGUUCUGGCUGCCAACUCCGUCAUCCGUUCCCUCUUCGGUGCCGUUUUCCCCCUCUUCACCACAUACAUGUACAAUGACCUUGGAAUUCACUGGGCUUCCUCGAUCCCGGCCUUCUUGGCUCUCGCCUGUGUCCCCUUCCCAUUCUUGUUCUACAAGUACGGGCCUGCGAUUCGCGCCCGCUGCAAGUUCGCCGCCCAGUCCGAGGCUUUCAUGCGCAAGAUCCAGGAGCAGUUUAGUACGGCGCCGGUGCCGGACGAGAAGGUGGAAUACGACCGCACUGAGGCUCCCGCGCCCGCCGGCUCGAUCUCUAGCGAAUCCGAGGAUGGCGUUGGUGAACCGCUCGCUGCCGAGCGUACUCGCAGCCGUAGGCAAUCUGUCGCUUCAAACCGCACUGGUGCCUCGCUAGCUCGCACGGUUACCUACGAGGGAAACCCCUACGAUGUUGACCGUGUUAAUACUCGUGAAUCUUUCAAGCCAUAG
Penicillium paradoxum is the source of this 1821-nucleotide messenger RNA. RefSeq names its product MFS transporter. The coding region runs from base 1 to 1821 and encodes 606 amino acids. Gene Ontology annotation, biological process: transmembrane transport. The record is from RefSeq and is a predicted model, not a curated record. NCBI's taxonomy places the organism in Eukaryota, Fungi, Ascomycota, Eurotiomycetes, Eurotiales, Aspergillaceae. The transcript is spliced from 2 exons. Gene Ontology annotation, molecular function: transmembrane transporter activity.